AUGGGCAACUGCACUUUUGAAAGCAAUAAGUCUGAUAAUACUUCAACUACUCUUAUCUCUAAGAAUAACUUUAUGUACCACUACGUGAUCGGGAAGGGAGGCUUCGGCAAAGUCUGGAAGGUAGAGAAAUAAAUAAAUCCCCUACCCGCUACGCAAUGAAGGAGAUGUCAAAGGCAAGAAUACUUGCCAAACGAUCAGUCACUAGUGUCAUGAAUGAACGUAAACUGCUUAAUAAGUUGAAGCAUCCCUUCUUGGUCAAUAUGUGCUAUGCCUUCCAGGAUAGAGAAACCUUGUACCUUGUCAUGGAUUUACUUACUGGAGGAGACAUGAGGUAUCAUAUUGGCAUCAGACAGAAGUUUACUGAAGCAGAAACUAAGUUUAUCAUACAGUGAUUAGUCAUUGGGUUAGAGUAUAUGCACAAUAAUUCAGUGAUCCAUCGGGAUAUCAAACCUGAGAACCUCGUCUUGGAUGAGAAUGGGUAUGUCAGAAUUACUGAUAUGGGAAUUGCAAGGAUCUGGAAUAAAGAAAAUUCCAAAGAAACAAGUGGUACACCUGGCUACAUGGCCCCAGAAGUUAUGUGAAGGCAAAACCAUUCUUUUGUGGCAGACUACUUUGCAGUAGGAGUUAUAGCCUUUGAGAUGAUGAUGGGCAGACGCCCUUACAUUGGGAAAUCUCGGAAAGAGAUCAGAGAUCAUAUUUUUCAGAAACAAGUGCAAAUUAAAAAGUAUGAUUUGCCUGAAGAUUGGUCUUUUGAAGCAGCCGAUUUUAUUAAUAAAUUAUUGCAAAGAAAACCAGCAAAUAGGCUUGGUUUGAACGGUCCUGAAGAGGUUAAGUCUCACAUAUGGCUCAAAGACACUGAUUGGGAUGCCUUAACAAAGAAGAAACUCACAGCUCCGUAUAUUCCUGAUACUGAUAAUGAUAACUUUGAUGCUUUACAAGCAAAUGCCUCUGAUAAAUGGAAUGAUGAAAAUCGAGACCUUUUGAAAAUACAUACACUGGAGUUGAAGAACCUCAAAACUCAGGAACUGUUCAAGAUGACGGAGGAGACUGAGAAGAAGCCAGUUAAGGCUCCACUCAAACCUCCGAGGAAACAUAAAAGAGUAUUUUCUGUUCAAUGGUAA
This is a messenger RNA of Moneuplotes crassus, 1121 nucleotides long. NCBI's taxonomy places the organism in Eukaryota, Ciliophora, Spirotrichea, Euplotida, Euplotidae. The record is from the annotation of a GenBank genome assembly.